GCACAAAAAGACCUCGAAGGUGGGCGAGAGAACUUUAUCGGAGUCCUCGAUAUCUACGGAUUCGAAACCUUCGACGUCAACAGUUUUGAACAGUUCUGCAUUAAUUAUGCCAAUGAGAAGCUGCAACAGAGGUUUGUCUUUCACGUAUUCAAGCUUGAACAGGAAGAAUACUUGCGAGAGGGCCUUGAAUGGGAUUUCGUGGACUUCUACGACAAUCAACCCUGCAUCGAUCUUAUUGAAGGACCCAUGGGUAUACUGUCCCUGCUGAACGAUGAAUGCAAGAUGCCCAAAGCCAGUGACUCAAACUGGUUAGCCCGGCUCGUCGAGAAGCAUUUGAAUCGGUCGCCGGACUUCUCGCAGUCCAAGCUGGGUGCCCGAACGAGCUUCCAGGUGCGCCACUUUGCUGAGGUGGUGGCCUAUACGGUGGCUGGAUUCGUUGAGAAGAACUGUGACCGUGUGAUAAGAGAACAUGCUGCUAUCUUUGAGAGGACCUCGGUAAGCCAUUCUUUGUGUUUCCUCCAUUCCUCGCCACUCAUAUGCUGUCCUCUAAAAAAUUGUAAACCUUAA
This is a messenger RNA of Dibothriocephalus latus, 567 nucleotides long. NCBI's taxonomy places the organism in Eukaryota, Metazoa, Platyhelminthes, Cestoda, Diphyllobothriidea, Diphyllobothriidae. The record is from the annotation of a GenBank genome assembly.